AUGUCAUCAAUCCGAACUCAACGACACAACUCCGACCAUCUCGCAACGAAGCCAUCCUCCCCGGCCGAACCUGGCCUUGAAAAACCGAUGGCUGAGAGUCCCUCUCCAUUGCCGCGGCUACCAGUGGAGGUACUUGGACUCGUCUUUGCCCACACGUCAAAGUCGACGGCUCACGCCGCUCGGCUGGGGAGCAAAAUUCUGUCCGCCGCAGCAACCCCCAGAUCAUUCCAGCAUAUCUUACUCAAGCCACCUUUCUGCGACCGGUUCACGCACAUUGCCAAAGAUACAAACCUUCGGCGACAUGUGAGAGAGGUCACAUGUGAUGCUCGCGCGGUUCUGGAUUACUGCCCUUUCCCUAUGGACUUCCUUGAGGCUUUACCCUACCUCAGAUACUUCUCCGGGCUCAAAGUUCUGAACUUGAAGUUUACCGACUAUGCAGAUGACGGCGACGAGAACGCUGAACCGAAUAACUCCACGAGUUAUCGUUUCUAUGAUAUCUACAGCUUUCGGCGCUUUGUCAUUCUUGUUGCCUUUUACUGCAUACACGGCGGUAGUAAAGAUGAUCAGGAUCUGGUUCAAUUGUCGCAGAGCCUGGGGACGUCUGAAGAAUUUGCCUGGAUGGGAGACUUGAAAACCCCGGACAUGUCUUGGAGCGUAGAGGACAGGCUGAUUGAUGGCGGAUUUCCCAAAAUCCAGCUAGAGGAAUUGGCCAUUUUCAAUCUAGCUGAGGAUAUCAACGAGGGCCAAGAUCAUGGUACGGAAGACCCAUUGCAUCGGAAGCACCUCGCGGAUUGGCCCAUCUUCCAGCAAGUAAUUGCCCUUCCAACGCUCAAAAGUGUAAAGUUGAUGGUAGCACCCGAUGACCCGGACAACUCGUUGUGGGACAACUUGGAGGAUGAGCCGACUGAGUACAAUUAUCAGUGGCAAGAUCUCUAUCUUCGCGAACUCACAUCGUGGUUCAAACCACAGCUCGCCUGUAACCUGACAACCUUGUCUCUUUACUACGACGAUAUCUGGGGCUACCAACCCAAGUUUGACUUCCGCCUCAUCAAUCCCGGCAGCGGACCAAACUCUGGAUUUCCGCACUUGAAGGUCCUAGGUCUGGGAAGAUACUGCUUCAGUCAUGAAUGGCAGCUAGACUGGUUUGCUUCUCUCGGAAGUCAGAGCUUAGCUGGCGGGAUAGAGGAGCUAUACCUCGAUGAAUGCGUGGUGGUAUCGAAAGCAUACUGUACAAUCCCUCAAUGGGAGAUUUGGGAUCUGGACCGAGACCGCAACUACACCAUAGUUACUGUUCAAGACGCCGACGGCAACGACGUUGAAGUCUCGAAUCGUGGGUACUUGCCAGCCACGUGGGACAUUGAUCUUGUCGACGACACUUGGACCGAGUUUUACCACUCCAGCUUGUCCUGGCAUGAGCUGCUCGACCACUGGAGCAGCAACAUGACGGCACUGAAGAGAUUCAAGAUGGGCACGACGGCCUCUCUUGCGUCUUGGUCCGGAAUCAAUCUGGCAACUCAUGUAACGGUCGAUAAAAUCACCGAGGCUGCUAUCGCUCCUUGGAGCAAGAUCAGCAUCAUGAACACGGAUAUCCAUACCAAGUUCGAUGAUGUCGCGUUCCGCAAAGAGGUUGGAAUCAUGGAGUUGACAUUGCCGUUUUACGUCAACUAUUCACCGAAACCGAGCGGGAUGCCCAACUGGGUUGCUCGUCCUUGGUUCUUCAUACCGGCGAGCAGUGAUGAGCCUCUAGUUAUGGAAGAACCCCCGAAGGAGACGAGACGGAAAGAUGCAUUAGCAUUGGACAACCUGAGAAAAGUAGUAGGUGAGAGGGCAAAGGGGGGCGACCGGGUUCGAAUGAGACCAAUGGGGCCUUCGCGCGCGCAAAGCGAUGAAGUUCCGACGGUUGCCGAGCUUGCACCCUAG
This is a messenger RNA of Colletotrichum paranaense, 1920 nucleotides long. RefSeq lists its product as uncharacterized. The record is from RefSeq and is a predicted model, not a curated record. NCBI's taxonomy places the organism in Eukaryota, Fungi, Ascomycota, Sordariomycetes, Glomerellales, Glomerellaceae. The transcript has a single exon. The coding region runs from base 1 to 1920 and encodes 639 amino acids.